Molecule: messenger RNA, 15076 nt
Organism: Xyrichtys novacula (pearly razorfish)
Lineage: Eukaryota; Metazoa; Chordata; Actinopteri; Labriformes; Labridae
Source: the annotation of a GenBank genome assembly
ACAGGCAGAGCAUCAUUGCAAUGGUUGAGGAGAGCACACAGGGAGGUGAUUGGCUGAGAGGGAGUGUAGCGUCAUGGCAAGAGAGGGGGAGCUCUGAGGAUGCUCCGCUGAACUGGGAGGGAGUUUGCAUUCAGAUCUCAGCCAUUAUCAGCUUGAACAGGAGCUCCUCUGCAGAAUCAUUUUCCACACCCAGUGCUUGUUGACUCCUCUGCUCUCCCUGCAGCCAUGAAUUAUUUGCGCCGGCGUCUCUCGGACAGCACUUUUAUUUCCAACCUGCCCAAUGGCUACAUGUCAGACCUUCAGAGGCCAGACCAAGCUCAGCCUCCUCCACCUGCCACCGCCACCACCACCACCCCUGCCAAGUCUCCUACAACUGGGCCCUCACCUCCAGCCACAUCUCCUGCUCCGGAGAAGAAACCUCAGCCGGCACAAUCCACUGGAGCGGGCUUCUUCAGCUCCAUCACCAACGUUGUGAAGCAGACAGCUGCCUCAGCAGGGCUGGUGGAGCAGACCCAAGUCACGACACCUAAGAAGUUCAAGAUUCUCCUCGUUAUUGAUGAACCACAGCAGGAGUGGUAAGACAAAUUGUUGCUCUUCUUAGUUUUAUAAUUAACAUUAAAUAAUUCAUAGACUGUAUGUUUCUAUUUGAUUAUUUUGCUCACCUUCUGUGCUUUUGCCUACUCCCCAUGAUUUCCUUUGAUUGUAUUAGUUAAGGGUAACGAACCAGUGUCACUACAUCUGUAUCAAGCACCCAGCAGGUGUGAAUGAGAGCUGCUGCUGUGGUUUGAUGGUACAGCAUGCCAAUUUACAAUAAUGCAUACUGGUGGCCAGUACUUAGAGAAAUACGCUCCAUUGAUUCCCAGCAGUAAUGCCCUUAUGCAAAAAAAUUAGGGUUUUAUUGUCCUUUGUCUUGUUAUAAGAAAUGGUGUUUUUUUUAUUGUUUGAGCUUUCAGAAGGAGUAAUUCAUAAGAUCCACCUGCAAAAUGGUAAAUUCAUAAAGGCAUUUAAGUUUCCCCCAAAUUCGUGACAUUGGUUGUCCAAAUUUGGGUAAUGCACAUGGAUGUAAUCUGAAUACUGCAGUGCUUUUCUUUCAUCAAUGGGGUUCCCCCCUGCUCACACAUCACAUGACACGUCCUGCGCUAACAUAGAGAAUAAUUCAUGUUGCCAGCUGCAGCACAUGUUGCAAAGAGCAUCAUUAGCGGUGAUGUGGAUAAGUAAGUAAAAACCCAGAGUGGAACAAAAUAAAUGAUAUCAUCUUCCACUAAUGCUUUUCUUACCAUGCUGGGGGAAAGCACCAUUGUGUCAUGAAUGUUAAGAGCCGUCUUACGCUGAAACGUCUAUGAGCUCUGACACUGACAGUCAGUAUCCCAGGGGAUCUUACUCAGAGGUAUAACAAGAAUCUUAGUCAGUCUGCUCUUGAAAGGAAGUAUUUUGCAUUAAAUCCGUAUGCACAGGAUUUCAAAUCCACCUACUUUAUAUUAAAGCUGAAAGCACGUCAGACAAGUGAAGAAUAGAUUGAAUCCAUCUUCACACGAUCAGCAACUGUUUACACAGCUGACUGUUUUCCAGCAAUGUGCACUCUAGAGCUGGGCAGCUUGACAGGACGACACACAGGGUUUUAAUUUGGCCAUGAUUUACAGGGCUAUGUAAAUUAUUGGUCGAUAGAAUCAUACAGUAACUCGGAUUUUUGUACAGCAGGAACAGACUAAAUUCACAUAUGAUCAGCUGAUGACAUUCUAGAUUUCAGAUCUAGGAAAUGGAGUCCGUACAACAACUCCUCCGCUUGAUCCAAGACAGGUUAAGCACUUGGAUGGAUCUGAUCUUGGCUAAAUGAAAUAACCUUUUCAAUCAUCAUAAACUGAUUCUGUAAAUUCUUAACUGGCUGCAAACCGUCACAUGUAGGAUGCCUCUCUGCAGGGUGUUAUGUUGUGUACAUGCGUGCCAAGUCAAGGUUGGAAUACAGCCUGUACUGAACAUUAUGUAAAGAGAAAUAAGAUGGCCACCGUGAUGGGAUUUAAAUGUAAAGAUAUAUAGGGCAGAGUUGAAUUUACCGUCUGAGAAAACAGCCUUUAAAACAAACCAAAUCCUCCACAUAUUGUGACCUCAGUUUGCCUUAUUCAGGUUGCCUCACAUCGCCCCCUGUGAUGCUUUGUUUGUGUGCAGGACUGGCCAUUAAUAUAACUGAAACCUUGAUCAAUGUUAAUAAGAUCAGACCUCUGUCAGAGGGAUGGAUGCCAGCCUGAUGCAUUCACUCGUUCCACAUUUAUUAUGAGUGGAAAGGGAGCAGCUUGUUGAGGAAUAAAAAUGGCAGUCUGAUGUACCAAUACACCGACAAAGCUCUGCAGCUUUGGCAGAGGAAGCUGAUUUAAAACAUUAAACUAAAACCCAGACAUUGAUCCAAAGGUCAGUCGGGGCAAGAAUAUUGGAUAUGUAGGGGUGGGAGUAAGACAACGUCGACACUUGACUGUUUUUACCAUUAACAUUUAAUGAGAUAUAAUGUGUAAUUGUUGAAUUUGGUUUUAAAAUGGUCAGAUGAGAUGCUACUCUAUGGUACUUUAUCUGUUAUAUCUUUUAUUCAGCAUUAUAUUCAUUCACUGUUUUAACGAACUCCUCAGUCUGCAAAGGCUUAUUGCUUUAAACAUGUAACACACAUGGAUCUGGGAGACGUCUUCAAUCACUUGGGAGCUGAAAUACCUCUUUGCAUCUAUUUUUCAUGACUGCUCAAUACCUCUGAGUGGAGAGUUGCUUGUGUUUGUUGACCAGCUUUUUGGCGUCUAAUGGUCAUUUUAAUGAGAUCUUUUACUCAUGGUUCAUCACUAUGGCAGCAGCAACUCCUCUGGGUUUUGCUUAGAAGGUUUGUGGGUCUUCAUCUUUAUUAUUCGACGUCCUGCAACUAUAACUGGAGGUGUUAAUGAGGGGAUUGUGUAUGGACUAGUACUGUUUGGAAUAUGAACUAUAAUACAAAGGGAAACAUAACAUACUGAGGGGGAUUCAGAGGGGAAUGCUCCUCAAAAGCAGUGAGGUGUAAGCUAGUCUUGAUGUUUAGUAUUCAGUUCCCACAUUCAGAGAAAGAGCAAAAACAGCUGUUGGCAAGCUCAGAGAUGAAAAGUGUCUUUAUCUUCAUGCAGGUUUUGCCAGGCGCCUAAUAUUCUCUAUAAUGUUGGCACACCUUGAGUUUGAGGGCUUGUUUGUGUGCUGUAUAUCAUUGUGCAGCGGGUGUUUCAAGACUUUUUUACUGCACGCUGCACUGUCAGUAGAAGCAGACCCGGUGGCCCCAAGACACUCAGAAUGAAGUCUGGAAAGAGUCCUCCAGACUAAUUGCAUCUGGCAGAAGCUUCAACCAUUGACAUCUAUUAUGAGUGUGUGUCUGUGGAAACAUAUUUUCAAGAUGAGAACUAAACUUACAUUCCUGUGCAUUUUUAAACGUUGGUUCCAUUGAUUGAGCUUUUAUCAGUACAAAGAUUCAUGAAUUCAUCAAGAAAAGUAUGUAUUUCUUAGAUAUUCAAACACAUUCAAGGAGUUGUUCAGAGAGAAGAGGCAGACAUAGACAGAUAGGUAGGGGAGACCGGGGAUGGUUGUUACAUUUUUGACAUUUCUGUUUGUGUCUUAGAGCUCUUUCAGACCAAUGCAUUCAAACUAGGUAUAUGUGUCUGCUAUUAAAGGCUGUAGCAGUGACCCCUGCAACACAAACAGACAACGUAUAAUUUAGUCUCAAACACAAGGAGUGAAAUGUUACAAUUCACUCCAAUUGACUCUUGUUGUUACAACUAACCCAGACCCUUGUCACCAGGAACUAGCUUACUUUACAACUAGAAGCUAUAACUUUGGCAUGGACAACUUGCAAGAAAAAUAUCUUCAUAGACACAUAAAAACUGUGAUUUAAGUUUGAUGAGUUCAACUACAAAGCAGGCAAUGCUAUCAUAAAAUAUCAGAAUAAAAAAACUACUUUCUUACCUCAAUAUUAGUCUUUUUUUUCUCUUAAAAUUGACUGAGUCCACCACAGGAUCCUACAUGUGGAACAAGGACUAAACUAAGCCUGUGCAGAGUGAGUCAGGUGAUUUGUAACUCGUUCCUGAUUGGAGAAAUUGGAAGUGUUACAAUUGACCCCUGUUACAACCAUCCCUGGUCUCCCCUACUUAAUUAAUCCCUGUGUGGGAAAUUGUCACGUCCAGUGGCCAAGACACAGCAUAGACACAUAGAUGAGUAUAAGGGUAAGUAAGUACAUGAAUUUGGCUAAAAGUGGCAUAAAAAUCAAAUAAAGGGACAUAAAAACAAUCAGACAAAGACAGUUUGGAUUUAGUCCUCCAUUUUAAUUCUUUUCUCUAAUUGAAUCUCUGUUUUAUAAACUGAAUAACAAACUCCAAAUCAAGAGAGUUCUGCUCAAGACAGCAGCAUUCAAUCUUAUCAUAGAAGAAAAAAAACAGCCAGUAGAAAGCAGAAAAUGGCACCGACAAUGAAUCAGCUGCAAAGAAAUCAAGAUGUGUAUUCACAGGGUAAAUAAACCUCAAUCUUGUUCUCGUAAUCCUCCUGCUUUAGAAUAUCCAGGUGCCCUCAAGCUAAGACUAAUCAAAAGAUCGGCGGUCUAUUGUGGAAGUUAAAAAUCUGUGAAAAUAUCAGUAUUAAGCUGAUUAAAGAGGAACAAAUGGGAUAACAGAAAUUUGUGACUCAGGCUUCUGUUGAGCAACAAGUUGUUUCAAGCAGAAUAAAUCACCGUACAGGAUAAAAAAUGUGUGAUGACAAACUCACAGUGAAUAUUAGGCUAACAGUGCACAUCCAGACAGUAGCUCUCUGUCAUACUCCCACUGUUUAUUCCUAUUAGAUGAAGCUGCCGGUCAUCUGCAGAGGUUUUGUUUUGUUCCAGGAACACCGUGCCAUAAAUUACGCCUGUGACAGGAGGAGCAGAUGUUCCACAGUCUUACUUAUCAGACUAAUGGCCGGCAUGCUCUGCUUCCUUAUUCUCUCUGUCUCCGUUUCAAAAACAGAGGCUCAGAGUCUUUUUGAAAUCGAGCUCCUAUUGUUCAAAAUUACAAAAAUACAUAAGAGGCUGUUUCAACAGGAACCAGGGCAGGAGUAUUUUCUACUGUGUGUUUAACCUUGAUCAAAUAUUACCCUGAAGUAAGAGAGAAUACUAAACAGGCUAGGUGAUGAGACAUUAAAAUUCAACGGUGGGGCUCCCACUUACCAAUGCCUGGGGGUGAAUCAUCAGGAUGAGGGAUUGUUUCACAGCAAUAUGUAAUCUGGCAAAAGUUUAAUGGCGAGGUUUAAAUCCUAUCUGUCUGCAUAGUCUGACUCUGUUUUGGGAAUGAUAUCAUUCAGUCCUAUAUUUUUUUAACCUCAUCUUUUAUUCAGCCCUAGCAUUCCUAUAUUGAUUUUUACAAAUGAAUGAUCAGAAGGAAACAUCUGGUGUCAUGAUCCUGGCUCUCUCUCCCGGUUAGCUGCUGCAGGCUCCGUGCCAAUUUUAUGGCCAGGAUGUAAGUCAAGGGCAACUGAAUAGGUAUGUCUAAAAUAAGUAUAUGGGCAAAACAACCUUUAAGACAAGAACAGACAGAGCAGUUUUAAUAUGAAAUAACAGGGCUAGACCUACAUUAUCACCAGAUAUCGCCAACUCAAGUUGUAAUUUGGAUUUCAGAGACCUAAAAGGAAAAUUACUACUAAUAUUCACAAUGUCACUUUGUCCUGUUUUAUUGCUGUACAUGGCAAAUCUAAGCUAUAUUUAAUUGUCCUUGAUUUAAAUACCAGCCUGUAGCUGCUCCCCAAGAGAGAGAGAAAGAGAGCGAGUCAGGUUCACUCUUUAAAGCACUUUUGCUGAUUCUUGUGUAUACACAACAAGAUAGCUGAACUGAUUUUGGACCCUCUAUUCCAGUGGUUCUCAAGUCCAGUCCUCGAGGCCCACUGUCCUGCAUGUUUUGGAUGUUCCUCUGCUCCAACACACCUGAUUCAAAUCAUCAGCUCGUUAUCAAGCUCUGUAAUGGCUUCAUAACAAGCUAAUCAUUUGAAUCAGGUGUGUUGGAGCAGGGAAACAUCCAAAACAUGCAGGAUAGUGGGCCUCAAGGACUGGACUUGAGAACCACUGCUCGAUUCCAACAAGAGUCAGAGAUUUUUUUUUACAGAUCUACAAAUUAUCUUGUCAGUCUCACUUUGAAUGUCCAACAGAAAUAUUCCCAGAGGUAAAAAAACGCAAAAGGCAAAAUCUAAAAGAACUAAAAAACCAAAAGGGCAAAAACCAACAGAAGACACCGGAGACACACAGAGGCAUUGACAUACAGUCACACACAAUGAACCGACCAAGAAACAGGGGAAGAAAAGGACUAUAUAUACACAGGGAAACGAGCAACGAGAGGCAGGUGUGACACUGAAACACAGGUGCAGAUAAUCACAGAGGAGGGAAAACUGAGGAAGUAAAACAAGACGAGAAACACGGGGAAUAAGCUACUACAAAAUAAAACAGGAAACACUAAAAACUGAUAGAGAAUAGACACAAACUUAAAACUUACAAGACAGGACUACAGGGGGACAGGAACAAUGGGGAAAAUCACAAAGAAAAUACACUCGUAUAACCAAAACCAGGGGAAAACUAAAUACCAGAACAUAUCAUGUCACUUUCCUGAUGUGGAGUAUGUUGACAGUGAUUCUAUCCUUUGAAAGUGAGAUUGGCUGCUCUAAUUGGAAAUAUUAAACAAGUUGUGUGUGAAAGGACAGCCAAGAAUCAACCCUUUGGAUUGUCAAGUAGAAGGAAAUGAUGGCCAAUCAGGAAGAAAGCUGGCUGAAGAAGGAGGCAUGAUAAAUGCAGCCAUGUUUAUUUACGGCAAAUAAGAAGACUGUUGAUUAAAGAUGAUCAGCUUUAAACUUCAGCAAACGUAGAGACAUGGAGAGGGGUUGGAAAAAACUUGGUCGGUGGUUGUUGAUAUGGUUGAUAACUGAGAAGCGAAUUUUGGCUUGAAAAAACAGUUCUCUCUCAAAAAGAAGACAACAGCUUUCAGUUUGCCUGAAAAGUAAUAAUGCAUCUCAUAUUUUGAUCUUUGCUUUGCUUUGAAAAAUGAAAAAAGUCUCUCUGCAGUUUGAUGUAAAUUGUCUUGUUUUACAGCUGUCCCAUAACAGUGAUUUCAGGUAUUAACAAUAAUAAGAAAAAAGAACUCGUUACCAUCUUGAUCGUCUCGUUUGCUUCUGUGUGCCACAAAGAAACAAGUAUUGACUUCAGUCUGUGUCAUAACCAGCAAAAAAUCUCUCACAGGGGCUUGAAGUAUAAGAAUAUCCAUUAAAUCUAACCUUGAUCACGAGAAAUAACACUUCUGGUAUCCUGUAAUGCAGUUUCUACCUGUGAGAAUGUUAUUAUGCAUAUCUUAUAUCAUAAUUCUUUCUGAUGAGAAUACACCCUUUCCCCAGGAGAAGCAAUAUCACGUCCAAAUUCUAUCUAUGAAUAUCUAAAAUGUAAUUCCUGUUGGAUAGUGAGUUCAGAUUAAAUGUACGAGUGCUUGCCUUAAAAGCCUUGAGGUGAAAAUGCGUUUCAAUGCUUUGAUAAAAGAUAAUGUUAAAUGUGCUGCAUCAGAGUCCUCUUUCAUCCUGUGGCUUAUUCGCUCAGGGAUUGUCACACACAUAAAGCACCGAACGGUACGCCCGCUCCACGCAGCCAUUUCUGAUCCUGACAACGAUCAAAAAUCUUAAGCACAAAAUGAAAAAUCACAGGCUUGUCUUCUUCACGCCUCGUCUCUGUUUUUGUGCGUCUGGGCGGUGUUUUGGCAACACUUCCAGUCUACAGUAUGUAUUGGCAAAGAGCAUUAAUCACAGCACAGAGGAGGCUUUUCAUUUUCUAGGAUACAUGAGCAGUGAUUCAUUUUUUUUAAUCGCUUGUUUUCCUUCACAGCCAAAUAGAGCCCCCUGCUCUAAUUAGCUUGGGGAUGAAUUAUUCAGCUUUAUCUCCUCACUAGAUAUGCAAGGAGUGAGGAGUAUGUGGCAUCGGGGUGACAUAAACAAAGUAGAUGAGAAAGUUUCAGAAAAACAACAGGCCAAUUGAAAUACAAAAUCCUAUUUGUACACCCGCGACUUUAUUUCUCUAUUUCUUUCAGCACAUGGUUGUUUUAGAGUGAAAACAACUCUUUAGGAGAAAGAAGGAAAGGGCUCUAUUCUGGGCCCACAUUAGUAUUGAUUUACUGUAGAUUUCUCCUGUACUUUCUACCGCUAAAGCUUAUGCUGUCAAGUCCAGACCUCUGCACAUCCGUUUAGGGAGGAUUGAACACUUAAUCAACACCAACAACCAUCACUGUGCGGCUGCUGCCGUUUCCAUGCCUGUGUGCUGUCAGAACAUAUAGACCGGCUCAGUCCAUUAUAUAAUCUAUGAUGCUACUGUGGUCCCCCGACCAGCAGGAGCAGGUUUUUUAUUUAUUUCAGCCAGCGAAGCAAGCAAAGUGUCUCAAAAACGCUGAAUUUCAGGUGUAAAAAAAACGUCGAAUCGGGGGUUUGAACUAACAGUAUAUUGUGGUACCUUUCAGCUUCACCUCCCGUUGGACAAGGUUGAAGAAAAUAUGAAAUUACUUGGCUUGGCUUGAAAAGAAACAGCGUGAAAAAGUGUUUUUAUGUGUUGUCACUUUUUUUUGCAGGUAGAUGGAAGUGUUGAGAGGCCAAGUUUGGCAAUUAUGAAAGCCUGAAAGGAAACUUUUGUCUGCUUUUAGCUGCAAAUACACUCCCUAUGGAAGGGAAUAAACUAUAAAAACUAGUCGAGGGUGUAAUUUAACAUCAUAUGCAACACUGAGACUCGUCAUUUAUAUGCAACCUCUAAUUUAUAUGUGAUUUAUGAAUACAGUUUAUUCAUUUCUGUUCCAUCAGGGCGAAAUUAUUCAGGGGAAAGAAGAUACUCGGGGAUUAUGACAUCAAAGUGGAGCAGGUACAUCUCACCGAGGCUUUUAUACUCAUUUUGUGUGUUUAUGUAACAGCUCUGUCCUCAUAUGACUCUUUAUUCAACACCUCAGGCUGAGUUCAACGAGAUCAACGUCGUGGCUCAAGCCAAUGGCACCUGCAACGUUAACAUGCAGGUUCUCAGAAAUGGCACCAAAGUUAUGAGGUGAGAUGUUCCUGAUAUAUACUUUCAUAUCAAUAAUUAUUCAUAAUUUUCAGUGAAGAUGAUUCACAGAUUUCUGUUCUAAUACCAUCUUCCAGGUCCUUUAAGCCAGACUUUGUCCUCAUUCGCCAACACGCCUUCAGUAUGACCCAGAAUGAGGAUUUUCGCAAUCUGAUCAUUGGUCUGCAGUAUGGAGGUGUCCCGAGCAUCAACUCCCUAGAGUCCAUCUACAACCUGUGUGAUAAGCCGUGGGCGGUAAGCAUUCAGCUGCCAAGCAGAGCUGUAAAGCCCUGAAGGAGGAGAAACAGACGAUAAUAACGAGCCAGUCUCUGUGUUUAGUUCUGAAAAGUGACUCAGAAACAGCAACGGAUUUAUUCACCUUUUUUGUGUGUCCAGUUUGCCCAACUUAUCAACACCCACAGGAAGCUGGGCUCUGAGAAGUUCCCUCUGAUUGAGCAGACUUUUUAUCCAAACUACAAGGAGAUGGUGAGUUGUCUUUGUCGUGCAGUCGAACACCAUUUCAGGGACCGAAGGAGCAGAAAUCAAGACAAUCACUCUGUUCCCUCUCAUUUCAGGUAAGUAUGCCAUCCUUCCCUGUUGUUGUGAAGAUCGGACACGCUCACUCUGGUAUUGGAAAGGUAAAGAAAGAGUUUUUUGUAACAUCUCAUUAACGAUUGUGCUGCAGGCAUGCCAACACAAUUAGAUUGUCUUUUAAAUAACAUCAAACAUUCGUCUUCAUCUUGUUGUUGCUGCAUGAGUCAGAGGAGUGAGAGCCAGAUUCUAUUUUAAAUCCCUGGUGUCUCAUAUAUCUGAUGUUUUGCACAGGUGAAAGUUGACAAUCACAGUAAGUUUCAGGAUAUAGCCAGUGUCGUGGCCCUAACCCAGACGUACACCACCACAGAGCCUCUCAUCGACUCCAAAUACGACAUCAGAAUCCAGAAGAUUGGUACAGACUACAAGGCCUACAUGUAAGUGUGAAUACACAUUACAAAAGAAUGACGGAAAAAUAAUGACAUUUAUAUAAAUAAAUGUAUGUGUUUUUUUCCACACAUCAGGAGGACAUCUAUAUCUGGUAAUUGGAAGACCAAUACUGGCUCAGCUAUGCUUGAACAAGUGGCCAUGACUGAAAGGUUUGUGUUCACCUCAAAUGUUGUAUAUUCUGGAUUAUCAGAUAUGAACGAUGAGCUCCCAUAACACAGCCGGUGAUUCAUCAGAGAGUGGAGCCUCUUUUUGCUGAGUCUCUGUUGUUUUUUUUGUUUAGGUACAAGGUGUGGGUUGACACCUGCUCAGAAAUUUUUGGAGGUCUGCACAUUUGUGCAGUUAAAGCUAUCCAUGGGAAAGAUGGCAAAGAUUACAUCACAGAGGUAGGAACUGAGAAUUAUCAGAUUGUUUCGCUUAUUAUGAUGUUUCUGGAACCCACUAAAGGGUAGGAACACAACAAGGACAAAUGCUGCUAGAGGAAGCUGUGUUAUCCAAAUUUAACCUGACAUUUAUUAUAUAAAAACAAUGUUAACUUCAGGCGCAUUGAUGUCCCCAUGUCUCCCCCCUUCUCUAUCUUGUCCUCGCCGCUGUUUUUCCGUGACGUAGGUGGUGGGCUCUGCCAUGCCCUUGGUGGGGGAGCACCAGGCUGAGGACAGGCAGCUCAUCGCUGACAUGGUGCUGGCAGAAAUGAACCAAUUAGCAGAGAAGGAAGCCAAUGCUCCCCAGAGACCCACCACCAUACAACCAUCCCAGGUGAGAUAACACACACAAGGCUUUGGUUAGUCCAGAGUCCCUGUGAUUGAAUAUUUAGCGUUGUUCUUGAUGGCGUUAUUUCUUCGUCCUCAUAGGGAACUGGCCAGAAGGGAGAGAUCGUAGGUGAACCUACUAAGAACGGUGCCGGGCGCCCGCCUCAAGGUUGUUUGCAGUACAUUCUCGACUGUAAUGGCGUUGCAGUGGGUCCAAAACCAGUCCAGGCCAACUGAGUCACCCAGAAGAAAAGGGGGGAGGUCUCAGAGUCAAGAUAACAAAGGCGUACCUUUGCUGUACACAAGCGCAGACGUGUGUGGAUGCCAACAGCUAGAACCAGAUCUUGGUGAUGUGAGCUUGGUACAGCUGAGUGCUGGCCUGGACUGUGUUUUUAACUCUAUGCAGUGUCAAAAUGUACUGUCUACUUGUUGACCUGUUGAUUUGUGUGCUUGUAUAGGUCACCUAUGUUUCAGUAGUAGCUGUGUUGUUCUUUUCUUUCUCUUUCUUUUCCUUUGGGGCUGUUGUUGACGAUGUAAAAAGCAGAUUGUGCCUACACUGAGUCCAGUGCUGCUCUGUGCUACCUGUUUGACGCAGCUAUGAUCCCUUCGUUCGCCCCUCACUCCCUCUUUGUUUUCUAUUUUUGGUGUGUACCUUUAGAUAUCGUUCAAACUGUGGACCAUGGUGCAGUUUGAAGUUUGUGUAUAUCUCAAUAUGUAAACAGUACGUGAGUGUGUAUGGCUAUAGUGGUGGUUAUUUUCAUACUUAUACUAAAUAGAUAUUUAUUUUUGUUUGCAUGGUUGAAACAAAAGCAGGUGCAAGUCAGUUAUUAAUGUCCGAUUAAGAGGGAUGUUCACGUAACAUCGAUGUUAUACCCCGAGCUGUGUUCCCCGUGAUCCAUGCAUUGUGAAUGUGUCAUAAGAAAUGCAUAUCAUAUAGGUUGGACAGGUUACAUGUGCUUAUUCGCAAACACUUAUAAUCACAGCGCACACUACUGCAUUAACACACACACACUACAGACAUCAGUAUGUGGCCUUUCUUAAAGUUAUUUUUUCAUCUGUAACGUCACAGUGUCAUCAAAAGAGAUUAUUUAAGAAAACUAAUAGAUAGAUGCAGAAUAAUAAAGUGGAGAUUUAUCAGAUUUUAUCAUAGAGGAUAUAGUGCAGGUGUGCGCACACCACUGAAAUAUAUAUGUAUAAAUUUUAACCAAAGACUAAAUGAUUACUUUGAAUCAUCCUUUGCACUCCAGGAACCCACACUGUAAAUAUCAACAAGGGAACUGUAAAUCCUGCAGUAAGUGUGUGAUUUCAUCAGAGAACACGCUCCAAGACAAUACUUAUGUUUUCAGACCGCCUCCUUUAAAUUACACACCAGAGGAACGAUGCUGGAUUCAAACUCUUACUGUCUAUUUAUGUUUGGUUGUUUGAAAAGCAGGCAUUAGCUUAGGUGGUGAAAGGUGUAUCAUCUGCUAUGAAAUACCAGAUAAAAGCCCUCCUCUCUGCUGCCCUCAUACUGGAUAUCAGCUAUGGUGGUGGUGUUGCUAUGACAACAACAGGAGUGCUCUGCGCUUUAGUGUGGACCGUUUUACUGCCGUUCAAAGAGUAAUCACGUUUAGCCUAAUCACACUCUUCCAAUGAGCUGAUGGAAAGUGCAAUAUGAAUCUUUGUUUUUAACAUAAUAAUGUGUUUGAUUAUGAAAUCAGAUCUUCCAUCAAAAGAAUUCAAAAAGCUAUAGUCACCCGCACAUAAAGUCGUCUUUAAAUGUUUUUACAUUAACGUCAUUGUCACCUUGUCGUCGUCCAGCGGCUUUUGUGAAGGCCAUUCCUCGUGAUAUCCUAAAACUAGUAUAGAAUAUUUUCAGCGAGCUUUGUGAGUAAUAUUUUUUCCCAUCUGGUGUAGAGUGCCAUUGUAUCUGUGAGUGUAUCUUUGUAAAAGCCAUGCCUGAGGCUAUAUGGAUGUGUUGUUCUAUUUCGUAGGAAAUUUGCCAAGGCUUAUUUUCUUUUCCAAAGGGAGGAACAUGCAGAGGAACCCCAAUCUGAAAAAUCUGCAUGGUUUGGUUUAGUGAUGGUGACUAAUCCUUUGAUAAAUUACUGUGUUCUUUUGGCCACUGUGUUAAAGUGUAAAUUAUAUAAAUGAUAUCUUCUGACCUGCAGGACUGUAACCCAUGAGGGCCAUAGUAACUUGCUGAAUAUAUGUACUUUAAAACUGGUGUUGGACUGUUUAAAUUAAGAUCAAUAUACAAUACAAUGUGGAAAAAAUUCCAUUCUGGAUAUUUCCCUUCUGUCACCGGCAAUAAAGCUUCCUUUGCAAUAUAUGUUCGGUCUGUGUGUCGUCAUAUGUGUAUGCUGUGAGAACUGCUAUUCCCUUGAAACCAAACACAUGUGCAUAAUACAGUCACAUGUCUAAAAAGAAAGAAGGCCAUACCAAAGGUUUCUCUUCAGGGCAUUGAUACGCUUCAAGCACACAACUCACAUUCUUCCUGCACACACUCCAUGGCUUCCAAUGCAUGAAGCUUUCUCUGUAUUGUGUGAGGGCUUUUUGCUUUGUGAUAAUGUACUCCCUCUGUUUUUUUGUGGCAAACCUGAAGUGUCUGUCUAACAUGGUUUAAGAUUUGUGAUUUAAGAACAUGGGUAACACUUUACAAUAACCAUAAUUUAUAAAUGGUAAACAGAUAGUCUAUCAAUGUUUAAUCAUCAUUUUAAAACAGCAUAUAGACUAAUUAUAAGUGGCAAAUAGAUACUUUAUUAAUGGAAGUAAAUAGUUACUCUACCAUAAACAAGCAAGGAAAUUAUGACUUUUUAUUUUCAUUAAUUAUUUAAUUAAAUAUGGACUAUUUAUUAAAGGUUAAUAUAGGCUUUAUAUAGGCUUUAAAUAGUGUCAGUAGCACUUUAUAAAUGGUUAAUAUUUGGUUUUUAAACCACCUAUAGACAUUACUUAGAUGGUUAUUGUAAAGUUAAGGUUGGGGUUAGGUUUUUAAAAUUGUAAAAUUUAUGAUUUAUCAAUGGUCUAUAUGCUAUUUAUAAAUGAUGAUUAAACAUGUGCUAACUGUUACCAGAACAUGCAAUACCGUGUAUGCUAAUAAAUAGAAAUAAGACAUUUCCAGCAAUACUUUUUACCAUCCUGGUCUCCAAUCUUAGACACCUAAAAGUUAGAAACGCUAGGUCUCUAAAUAGGUCGGCCCAGUGGAACCCCAAAGACUGAAUUCACAAAGGUUUUAUAUGUCAACACUCUGUAAAGGAUGCAAAGAAAAAACAAAAACAAAACAGAUAUCUGCUCCCAAAGGGCUUGAUCAACAUAUGUUAAGAUGAGUCUGAUCAGCAAAGGUAGGAACUGACAUACUGAGCAUACUUACAUCAGCUCUAUAGCAUCUUUCUAGUACGUAUUUUGAACAUUAUUAUCAUAUGUAUGAAUGCCAGAAGUACAUAAGACGUAUAUGUUAUAUUGGCUUUACACACAAAGUCACCAAUCUUUUGUCUUGCAGCGUCUUCCAGACAGUGAUCAGUGCUUUUGGUCUGACCGGCACGACCACUGAAGACACGGAGACCACUGAGACCAUCAACAAUUCAAACAAUCUUAACCAAGAGAUCCUGUUUUUAAAGGGCAGAAUCAUCAAGUUUGAUGAUUCUCAAGCCCUGUGUGUGUUUGACUUUGGUGUAUGUGAAGUGGAUUAUUGCAGUUGUUUUCUGUUAUUGCUGUAAAACUAUCCAUGGUGGAGACAAUCAAUCAAUCAUAAUCACUGUAAUUACUGCUAUAGUGUGACUGUUAGUAAACGCUGUGUGAAAAAGACAAGUAGUAAUUGUUGUGGUCAUUUUAAAACCCACUGCUGUUUACCAGAUGUUGAAUGCCAUGAUGGUUGUUGCACUAAUAAAAAUUUAAACCAAACAAAAGGCUCCAUAAAACUACCUGAAGGCCUGAGUCUGUGUGGAGGAGGAACAUCAUGGUUUUUCUACCACCGGACAGUGAACAAAGGUUUGGAGCCCCCAGAGUGUACUUGAAAAUCAAUAGACCAAAAAAUAGUGUCCUCUACUUUACUGUGCUUUAUUGUAGUGGCUUGCACUGCAGCCUUUGAAUCAGGGUUCAAAUCCUGAACAGGGACUUUCCACAUGAUGCCACAAUAAAAUGCUUUCCUCAAACUGUUUGCUUAAUGUACCAUGAUGAAUUGUUGAAAUAAUCUCCAUACUUUAUGUCCUUGCUCUUUCUUUGUCUUUCUCUUUCUCACCUUCAUCUUGGAUGUAUUAUCAGACAGGUCAUGCUUGCUUUACAUAAAUUCUAAGUCUCACAACAGCUGAUCCGUGAACAA